AAACCAAAGGGUCCUUCUGAAUCAAAACAAUAUCAACAAAGAUAUUUUAGCAGUGCUGCAUUUGUGCUUUUGCGUACUUCAACGAAGACGAACAAUCCAUCAGCUUGAGUAAUGGUUGUAACUCAGCUUCCAAGGUUUCAUUAUUUAGUCUUCAAAAAUCCGCCGCCAAGUUUCAAAUUUUUCCCCAAACCAAAAGUACCCAUCAAAUCCACUGCCUCAACGCUCUUCUCUGCUCCCAAAUCCACUCUUUCCACGACCGAACCCAUACCCAUCACCGAUUUCUCACUCCCCGACGAACCCAAACUCGAGAUUUCAUUGGACAAGCUGUUUAUUCCUCCGGAGACCCAGGUUUCUUGCGAUGAUUCUAGCUUAAGCACCAGAAUCUUGAAAGGGUCGAACAUAGUUCUGAGUAAGUACGCAAGGGACGCUCAAGUGGUUCAAGCUGAGUUCGUGAAGAGCAGUGUCAGGACUGAGGAUUGCCCUUCCGAUGGCUUGCCGGAGUUUGCUCUCGUCGGCCGCUCGAAUGUCGGGAAAUCCUCGCUUCUUAAUUCACUCGUAAGGAGGAAACGCCUUGCUCUCACCUCUAAGAAACCUGGGAAGACGCAAUGCAUCAACCAUUUCCGCAUCAAUGAUAGUUGGUACCUUGUGGAUUUGCCUGGAUAUGGCUAUGCAUCUGCACCGCAGGAACUUCGAACGGAUUGGGGAAAGUUUACCAAAGACUAUUUUAUCAACCGUUCAACCUUAGUAUCAGUUUUCCUGCUUAUAGAUGCUAGCAUUCCCGCAAAGAAAAUCGACCUGGAAUAUGCUAGUUGGCUUGGUCAGAACCAGGUCCCAAUGACGCUGAUAUUUACCAAAUGUGACAAGCGGAAGAAGAAAAAGAACGGCGGAAAAAGGCCUGAAGAAAACGUGAAGGACUUUCAGGAGCUGAUAUGCGGUUUCUUCCAGACAGUGCCGCCAUGGAUAAUGACCAGCAGUGUUACAAAUCAAGGGCGGGAUGAGAUACUGUUGCAUAUGGCUCAACUUCGAAAUUAUUGGCUGAAACACUGAAGGGAAGAGAACCCAUGGUCAAAGCUUUUUGUAUGUUGUUAACGUAGUUGAUUUUCAAACGCCAUUUAUUUCAAGUAUCCCAAUGAUUACAUUUUCAUUCUGAUACACAAUCAGUGUCUGAUUAGGGAUGGUAAGAUAACUGGAAUUUAUCAGACUGACUCAGACCUAACCUGACCUUAUAAGGAGAUAUAUAACUUUUGAAAAUCAAGUUCAGUGAUGGGGUGAGACUUCAAGUAAAAUGUUGGGGUGUUUUAUAAAUGUAUAUUAAAAUAUUAAAAAAUAAAUACUUUCAUGAAA
Molecule: messenger RNA, 1344 nt
Organism: Gossypium raimondii (Peruvian cotton)
Lineage: Eukaryota; Viridiplantae; Streptophyta; Magnoliopsida; Malvales; Malvaceae
Product: GTP-binding protein At2g22870
Exons: 4
Coding region: 112-1047 (311 amino acids)
Molecular function (GO): GTP binding
Source: RefSeq, a predicted model, not a curated record